Messenger RNA from Dimorphilus gyrociliatus, 871 nucleotides. Lineage: Eukaryota; Metazoa; Annelida; Polychaeta; Dinophilidae. The record is from the annotation of a GenBank genome assembly.
AAUGGGCAGGAAUUACAUCUUCCAACAAGAUAACACAGGCUGCCACACAGCAAGAGCAACUAGGAGGGCCUUUAGAAUGAAUGGUAUCAAUCCAAUUGAUUGGCCAGCAAAGAGCCCUGACCUGAGCCCUAUAGAAAAUAUGUGGCACCUGACAAAAAAUUUAGUUUACAAUGGGGCACAAUUUCAAUCUGGGGAUGAACUGUGGGGGAUAAUAAAAAAAUGUUCAUACCAGGUUAUAAGUCAAAAUCCUGACUUGCUACCAAAGUUAUAUGCAGGGAUGGGAGUCAGACAGGCAAAUGAUGAUGACAUUGAGAGAAUUGUGGAUUUAUUUUUACAAGGUUUUCCUUUUAAAUGGAAAUAUACAUUCAGAGAAGAAGAGAUGGAUGAAGUCAGAAAAUUAUUCAUUCACGAUUUUAGAGUUGCUGAGACAGUAAUUCCAAAUACAUUAGUUGCAGAAGAAAAUGGAAAAAUUGUUGGAAUUUGUCAAAUGAAAUAUCCACAUGUUAAACCAAUGAAAUAUGGCAAUUAUCGUGCAGAUAUAUCAUUCAAAUCUGUAUUUAAAGUUAUUCUCUCUUCUGGAAUGUUGGAAUAUUUAUAUACAAUGAAGGAUGAUGAAUGUAUUAUUGAUCAUUUAGUUGUUGAUAGCCAGUGCAGGGGCAAAGGUAUCGGGAAAAUUCUCUUAAAUGCUGCUGAUGAAGAAGCAAAAGGCAGAGGAUUAAAAAAAGUAUGUUUGUUAGUUGCACAUCACAAUGAAAGAGCUAAAAAGUUGUAUGAAAAUUGGGGUUAUAUUGCUGCUAAAGCCUAUUAUGGUACAAAAAUAUUCAUGUUUGGAGAUACAGGAUAUUAUAGAAUGGAAAGAACAGUAGUUUAA